GGGGCGUGUGACGUAGUGAGCAUGUGCUGCGGAUUUUAUAAACAUUUCUGGUUGUGUCCGGUCACUCUGAGCUCGUUCCUCUCUGUCUCAGCACGAUGCCGAAGUAUUGUACGGCCCCAAACUGCGGCAAUAGCGCCGGACAUCCAAAUCCCGACAAGAAAAUUAGUUUUUACAAGUUCCCCCUGCACGACCCCCCGCGGCUGCGUCAGUGGCUGGCCAACAUGCGCAGGGAGGAGUGGACGCCCUCGCGGUACCAGCACCUGUGCAGCGAGCAUUUCACCCCCUCCUGCUUCCACCUGCGCUGGGGCAUCCGCUACCUGGCCAGCGACGCCGUGCCCACCAUCUUCCAGCACGGAGACAGCCCAGGGAAGCGGAAGGGCACGGAGAAAUCGGAGAGGAAAGCCAAGCGGCCGCGGGUCGGGGCGCCCAAGGCGGUGGUGUCCGCGUUGGCGGGCGAGGCGGCGUGCCAGCCGGACGGGGAGGCCGGUGGCGUCCAGCUUUACGCCAUCGCCGUGGACCCCUCCCGGCCCCUGCUGCUGGACGCCGGGCAGCUCGGGCAGGUGGUGCAGACGGUGCUGCCCGUGCCCCUGCUGGAAGGCCAGGGCGACGCGGGUGGCAGCUUCCCCGUCACGCUGUUCCAGAGAGCUGGCGAGGGGCCGGGCGAGCGAGCCGAGGUCGCUGCGCCGUCCGAGGGAGAGGAGGAGGACCCACGCUCGGCGAUUCCGGGGGAGAGCCGGGACGCCAGCGCGGGCGACGCCCUCGGCCAAGCCGGGACGCCCCCGAGCUCGUGCCCGGGUCUGGUGGUGGAGAACGUGGCCUUCGAAACGCUUGUUGACGCCUCUCCCGUGCUGGAGGACGAGCCAGGCCUCCAGAUAAUUGCCUACUUCGAGACCAUCCCCAACGCCACGGUGGUGCCAGCCCCCUCCCAGCCCAGCCCCCCGGCGCCCCCCGACACCGUGCUGUCCAGCGCGCUCUGCCCGCCCAUCGUGUCCACGGUGCCCAUCGUCUCCAAGCACACGCCCUCGCCCGGCUCCCUGGUGCUCACCCUGGAGAAGCUGGAGAGCGCGGCGCGAGAGGAGGAGGGGGCGGAGGAGGGGCCGCGGGCCGGAGACAGCGUGGACUCGCAGGGCAAGCAGCUGGAGGAGCACCGGUACCACAGGAACGGCCUGAGCAAGGAGCAGCUGGAGGCCAUCGUGGUGGAGCUGCAGAAGAAGGUGAAGGUGCUGCAGCAGAGGCACCGGCGGCACCUGGAGAAGCUGAUGGGGCUGGAGAGCACGGUGGCCCAGCUGACGCACAGCAACCUGCUGAGCGAGGAGCGACUGCAGCUGCUGGAGAGGGUGAGCCCCCGCCCGGCCCGGCCCGGCCGCCUGCUGCUCCUCUCUCUCUCUCGCAGGUGUACACGUGCUGCUCCUCUCGGCGCUGUGCCUCCUCUCUCUCGCAGGCGUACACGUGCUGCUCCUCUCUCUCAAUUCAGUUCAAUUCAAGGUGCUUUACUAGCAUGACCGAUGGGUACAAUCAGUGUUGC
This is a messenger RNA of Lepisosteus oculatus (spotted gar), 1525 nucleotides long. The record is from RefSeq and is a predicted model, not a curated record. NCBI's taxonomy places the organism in Eukaryota, Metazoa, Chordata, Actinopteri, Semionotiformes, Lepisosteidae.